Molecule: messenger RNA, 3634 nt
Organism: Nematolebias whitei (Rio pearlfish)
Lineage: Eukaryota; Metazoa; Chordata; Actinopteri; Cyprinodontiformes; Rivulidae
Gene: rnf10
Product: ring finger protein 10
Exons: 17
Coding region: 314-2674 (786 amino acids)
Biological process (GO): positive regulation of myelination; positive regulation of transcription by RNA polymerase II
Molecular function (GO): transcription cis-regulatory region binding; metal ion binding
Source: RefSeq, a predicted model, not a curated record
CUGUUAAAUUGGCUUGUUUUCCAAACUUUGGAAAACAUUUAACGCCUUGUUAAGGGCUCGUUGUUUCCCUUAACGAGUAAAACUCUAAAAUUUAGAGGGGGUUUGGCCCCGCGUGGCGAGUUUUUGUCCUCUCCGUGCACGGGCUUCAUAACUUGAGACGCUAAAAUCGUGUCUCGUAUUUUUCUUCUCGAGUUUGAUUAUGGUCAAGAUGUCGCCGUGAUGGAGUCUCCGUGUUUGACAGCAAUGAAUCGGGGCCUUCGUCGCCUGACCCGCACUCACUGCAGCCCGUUUUCUUCCCCGGUUUCUGUUUUUGAUGCUAGAGAGCUCGGCGGCUCUCUGCCCUCAGCUCGGCCCCAACAGCACCGCUCACCGCUCGGAGACGAACAUGGAGAAAAACCCCGGCCCCAGCAGCAGCACCAAGGCUCCGCCCCGUUCGAGCUCUACAGGCCCACCGCCGGGAGAAUCUAAACCCAAAGCAGAAGGUAAAAAUAAUGGGGGCUCUAAGCGAUACAGUCGCAAGCGUGAGCCCUCCUUCCCCAAAGCUGAAAGUGUCCCUGGUCCUCGCCGCACCAAUUCACAGAAAAGCAAGAAUUUUGACAAGAGACCCCCUCAGAGAGGUGGAGGGCGACAGUAUGGAGUUACAGGUGGAGGACGACGUGAGGAGGUAGCAGAGACACGCCGGGCCGAGUUUAGCCCGGCUCAAUUUGCUGGACCCAAGAAAAUAAGCUUGAACCAUCUGCUGAACUUCACUUUUGAACCCCGUGGAGGUAAUGAUGGCGUCGGAGACGGUGGCCACUCGUACUGGGGGCGCCGAAACAAGUGGGGCCACAAGAGUAAGCCUUUCAACAAGGAGCUUUAUCUGCAGGCCAACUGCCAGUUUGUGGUGAUUGAUGACCAGGACUACAAGGCUCACUUCACUGAUCCAGACACGUUGGUCAACUGGGACUGUGUGCAGCAAGUGCGUAUCUAUAGCCAUGAGGUGCCGUCUUGCCCGAUCUGCCUCUAUCCACCUGUGGCAGCUCGCAUCACUCGGUGCGGACACAUCUUCUGCUGGCCGUGCAUGCUGCACUACCUGUCUCUUAGUGACAAGAGCUGGUCCAAGUGUCCCAUCUGCUACGAGGCUGUGCAAACAGCUGACCUGAAGAGUGUGGUUGCUAUGGAGAUAAAGCAAUAUGUGGUUGGUGAUGUAAUGACCAUGCGCCUGAUGCGGAGGGAAAAGGGGGCUCUGGUGGCCCUGCCAAGCUCUCAGUGGGUGAAGGUGGAGGAGCCUGUUCGCCUUGGAGAUACUUCUUUUAGCCCAUACUCCAAGCUGCUGCUCACCUCCCCUGCUCAGGUCCUAAACCUAGUCACAGAGGAGAAGGCAGUCCUGCAGGUUCAACUGAGUCAGGAAGAGGAUGCCCAGGGCUGCUUCAUCCAGAGCGCCCUUUGUCUUUUGCAGGAGCGAGAGGAAAUGUUGCAACAGAAAACCGAUGCACAGGAGCUUGAUUUGACCUCACUGACUCUGAAGGAACCUUCUUCACCUGUCGAGGAACUGGUGACUACUAUCAGCGAUGUCAAGCCUGUCCUGCAGUACUCCUCUGCGUUUGAUGAUGAGGUGAUGGAGCUUACAGAGGACAUGCCUGCAGAGUUGCAGGAUGUUUCUGGAGCCGCCCUGGAGAGCGUCCCGGAGGAGGAGUUCUCUGAGGCUGUGUUGGACGUUGUCCCAGAGCCUCAGCUUGAUGAGCAGAGCCCAGCCAACCAGGCUGAGUCUGCACACCCUUCAACCAAUGUGGUGCACGGACCUUAUUAUUAUUUCUACCAAGCUGAAGAUUGCCAGCAAAUGUUCCUGCACCCUGUGAAUGUGCGCUGUCUGUUGCGUGAAUACGGCACUUUGGAGGCCUGUCCUGACACAAUCACUGCCAGAGUGGUGGAGAUCGUCGGACACACAGUCACCGAGGAGGUUCGUCGCCGUAACCGCUACCUGGCUCAUCUGCCGCUCACAUGUGAAUUCAGCAUCUGUGAGUUGGCUCUGCAGCCGCCAAUCCUGUCCAAAGAAACUCUGGACACAUUUGCAGAUGACUUGGAGAAAAGAAAGCGCCUGAGGCAGAAGAAAGCGCGAGACGAGAAACGCAGAGAAAAGCGCAUUGAGAUUGAAGAGAACAAGAAACAGGGUAAAUAUCCUGAGGUGCAUAUUGGUCUGGAGAAUCUUCAUCAUUUUCCAGCAUUUGGCUCUCCGCCUUACAACAGCAGUCCCCCUGUCCAACCUGAUUUCACUUUAGCCCCUCCAUCACCCCUCAGCAGCAGUCCUUCUGAUGAAAUGAGAUUCCCAAGUCUGAGUGUGUCCACACCCACUGUGGGUAGUGUGGAGGAUGAUUCACACUGCAUGUCCUUUGCACAGAUGCUGAGAGAUGGGAAAGCCAGAGUUGAUGCUGGGUCCAGGAUCGCUCCAAAGAAAGAUCAGCUGCUAGCCCCCCCAGCAGCAGACAGUGAUGGUGAGAGUGACGGGUCGGACCGUGUCCCUGUGCCCAGCUUUCAAAAUUCUUUCAGUCAGGCUUUUGAGAAGGCACUUCUACAGCUGGACACUGGUCCAGCUUCCUCUCCACAACAUGUGGUUGAACCAGAGGAAAAGGGAGGCAAGAAGAAGAAGAAAAAACAGAAGCUUCUGUUCAGCACAUCCAUGGUUCACACAAAGUAGACGGAGCUAAAGUUCAUUGGAUCAUAAUCUUCCAACUGCUUUGUUUUUUCCUUUCUGUCGAUUUUCUUGGAAAUGUGGAAUUAGGUUUGAGUGUGUGGCCAAAGUUUAAGCUGCUUUAGCCAUUGCUUCACUGGUUGAUCUUCUGUUUUGCCAUCUUCCCCUCAGUUUCAUUAACAUUCAUUUCAUGUUCUGCUCGGACAGAGAUGUGCUUCAUCCUCGUGUCACUGAAAGCCUUAUGGGUACCUUGUAGUUCAGAUGCUAGGUAAAAAGUUAUAACUUGCUGACUAAUAUUUGACAUGCUUUGAGCUUGGCUGUCAGUUUCCAUAAUGUCACCCAGAGCAUUGCAUCUAGGAACCAUUCGUGUUGAGGAAAAUGUUUUCAGGGCGCUUCAGGCUAGAGAAGCAGUCAGCCAGCUGUAGUGUGUUGCACCUUUGAAUCUUUCCAAACGCUCAGCAUUCACACUGAAUCGGUCUCACCUCAUCCAUUUUUUCAGUGUUCAUCACAGUAACUACUUAAAUCCGUUAGCCCUUCAGGAUCCUACAUUUUGGAAAUUGCAGAAUGUAGUUGUAUCUUUUUUUUAGAUCAACAUGAAUAAAUACAAGCAAGUAAAAAACAGUAUUGUAUGAAAAGAUUAAUUCUGUAGGCUCAACAGAACAUACAUAUUCUGCUCGGUCAAAUAUGAAACACGCACCUUCUCCUCAGUCAGUUUGUCCAGUUUAAGUUGUUUGACUUGGAAUGUUUAAUUAAUUUUAUCCCUUUUUAUUUCAUUUUUGAAAAUGUGUGAAGCCGAAGGACGAUUGCUUAGGAUUUAAGAAAUGUUCCUGAAACGUAAAAAAAAGAAAAGAAAGUAAAUUAGAUAUAUUUGUUUGAGGGUUCUUUAAUUUCCUGUAUUUUUGAGCAGGUUUAUGGGCUAAAAACAUACAUUAGUAUGUUAUGAAUAAAGAUUUAUGCACAAUAAAA